UUUUUUUUUUUUUCGUCUUUUUCUUUUCUCAUAUCAAUGUCAGAUCAACAAAACGAUCUUGACCUAUACAUGUCCAAUGAUAUUCCAGAUAAUGUUUCCAUGACAAGUAGUCAGUUUGAUGAUACUGUAUUAUUAGCGAAUACAUCAACAACAGCAACAGUGACAACGACAACUCAUUAUACUGAUUUUGGACACGAAGAUCGGCAUUCUAAUAUGAAUCAAUUACAUUCUUCCUCUUCUGUUAGUGAAGGAGAAACUGACAUGAUAGUAGGAUAUCUUGAUUCAGACCCAAUGAUGCAACGACAGUUAUUAGACGAUGAUAUGACCGAAGCAGCUGACGACGAUGACGACGCUAUGGAUCAAGACAGAAUCAACAAUGACAACAAUAAUAACAACAGCAAUAAUAAUAAUAAUCAUACUGGUGAUGAUGACGAAGAUACAGGAAUUUUGGAUGACAGUGAACGAGAAAACACGGCUAUUCGAAUCUAUCACGAUACUCAUCCUGACAAUGAACAAAAACUUCAAGGUGGACGUGAAAUCGCUGAACACGAGGCUAUUUGGGCAGUCUCUACUUUUCGACCGGAUUGGGGUGUGGAAAAGAUUCGUGAUAAUAAUCCUUUGACAUAUUGGCAAUCAGAUAGUUCAAAUCCAAGGACACCUCAUACUGUUGAUUUAUAUUUUCAUCAAGCUACAUUUAUCAAGCAAGUAUCUAUUUUUGUUGACUUUUUCCAAGAUGAAAGUUAUUCACCACAUCAAAUCUCCAUACGUGGUGGUACAACUUAUCGUGAUUUGCAUGAAAUUGUUGAAUUAGAAUGCGAAGAAAUGGUGGGAUGGAAAAAUGCCGAUCUAUCAUCUAUUAUGGAUGAACCAGUACGUGUAUUCCAAUUACAAAUUGCUAUUCUUAGUACUCAUUUGAAUGGAAGAGAUACUCAUAUCAGACAAAUCAAAGUAUAUUCAGUCCCACUACCUUAUUUGCAAGAAACCGAUGAAACAGAUGGAGAAUUGAAGAUCCAUCCUGCAAAUCACAAGGGUUUACGAUGACGCUGUUUUAUUUGCGAUCCAAUCAUGCUGGCGUUAACGGUCCAAUAUUUUUUCCAUGCAAGUCUUAUGUAAAUUUUUUCUUUUUACUCCUUUUAUUCCCUUUUUUUUUUUUUUUUGUUCUU
Halteromyces radiatus is the source of this 1163-nucleotide messenger RNA. RefSeq names its product anaphase-promoting complex, subunit 10-domain-containing protein. Gene Ontology annotation, biological process: protein K11-linked ubiquitination; anaphase-promoting complex-dependent catabolic process. Bases 37 to 1041 code for a protein of 334 amino acids. The transcript has 6 exons. The record is from RefSeq and is a predicted model, not a curated record. Gene Ontology annotation, cellular component: anaphase-promoting complex. Lineage: Eukaryota; Fungi; Mucoromycota; Mucoromycetes; Mucorales; Cunninghamellaceae.